Molecule: messenger RNA, 2294 nt
Organism: Boleophthalmus pectinirostris (great blue-spotted mudskipper)
Lineage: Eukaryota; Metazoa; Chordata; Actinopteri; Gobiiformes; Gobiidae
Product: histone-lysine N-methyltransferase SETDB1-B-like
Exons: 7
Coding region: 218-1315 (365 amino acids)
Biological process (GO): heterochromatin organization; negative regulation of gene expression
Cellular component (GO): nucleus
Molecular function (GO): histone H3K9 methyltransferase activity
Source: RefSeq, a predicted model, not a curated record
CAGUUCGUGCUCAGACACAGAGGAAGUGUUACGCAGCUUACGUGUGUCCGCGCGAGUCUUCAGGAUCUCGUGAAAGAAAAGGCGCAGGAGCGAGACCUUUUGUUUACAUCCCGUUAUUUUCAACACAGCUUCGUCCUAUUACUAUUAAGUCAACAUUAAAGUCCCGGUCGAUGAAAGAUUUCCAAGCGUGUGCAAGCGGGAAAUCAGAUUUGUAACAAUGGAGGAGGAGGAGAAGAAAGCCAAAAGAUCAAGAGCUAACUUUCGCGGAAAGAAAUCUGCAGGAAGGACAUCUACUGGGUCAAGUGAAUCUUCAGACUCCACAAGGGAGUCACCUAUUAGACUAACUAAAGAGGCUGUGGUGGUAUUAACUAAACUCCCUCAAUACAAGAUGAAUGCGUUAAGGCCACCAACACCGGAGCAGUUUUACAGUGAAGAGGAGUCAUUGAGCAGCUCAGAUUCAGAUAUGCAGUGGGAGCCAGGACGAGACUCCAGUGAUUCUGAACUUUCACUAGCAAACAAGAAAACAAAAGAGAAGAUCAAGAAACGUGUCAAGAUCACUCAUGCAUCUUGCAGCGCUAACAACAACCUAUCUGAGGAUCCUGUGAUUAUAACUUCAACACAGCAACUCAGCCAAGGUAACACAGAGAACACCAAAGCGCGGCCCGAACUCCCCGAACCGGAGAUCAAAGUGGAUAUGAUGGUGAUAGCCCGAAAGAAGCCACUGCGGUGGGAACGUGGAAAAGUCCUUGAGAUUGUGACAAAAGAUGACGGAAGGGUGAAAUACAAAGUGAGUUUUGAGGAGAAAGGAAAGAGUCUUGUUUCUGGGCACCAUGUUGCCCUGGACUCCCCUCCAAAACUGGCCCAGCUGUACGUGGGCGCUCGUGUAGUUGUCCGCUGUCAGGUCAACAAAUUCAGAUUCUGGCCUGGAAUUUUAGCAGAACUUCCUAGCAGAAGUAAUCGGUUACGGUUUUUGGUCUUUAUUGAUGACCACACGCCAGUCUAUGUUGGUCUACCUUUACUUCACCUGGUGUGCCGACAAUUGGAUAAACCUCUCGAAGAUGUCCCUGAAAGUGCCCACAGGAUUUUCAUGGAGCAGUACUUGAAUGAUUGGCCCUAUCCUCAUUUGACCCAGUACAGAGUGGGACAGAACCUUAAUGCAGAAUUAAACGGAGUACAGAAGAGAUGUGAAGUGCUUGUGGUGGAUGGCAGCUUGAUACAGGUCGUUUUUCAUGAAAACCAGUUCAAAGAAUGGAUCCACAGAGGCUCUACACGUUUGGAACACAUGGCAAGAUUUCUAGAAUUAAAACCCUGCUAGAAGUGUACCUUGUAAAAUUAAACCCAAUUUUUAACAAAGCAACAAACAAACAAACAAAAACAUGAUCUAGAAUUAUGAUCACCAUUGUAUUUGUUCAUGAUAAAGUUCUGCCCAGGCACUGUUCUUAUGCACUUGGUAUUCGCAGACAUUGCAUUAAGAUACAAUAUUUACAUUUUUUUAUCACCCUGUUGUAUAGUUCCCAUUUCUGAAGGGCCACCGUGAAUAGUGUCAAUGUUGUUUCUCUAGGCAUUGUUGUUACAAUACUCAAUAUUGACACUAAGAUAAAGGUUCGAUAUUUGAUUUUUUUCCAGCACUGAAUAAUAUUAGUUUAUUUUUUUAUUAUUAUUAAAGACAAUUGAAUUUAACAUUUAACAAAAUGAAAUAAUAAACAUAAAAACAAAACGCAAAAACAUAGAACAAUACCUACAACAAAACUGCCCACCCGUAACCCACCACCCCUUCCGCCCCAAACACACACACAUAUUUAAUUAAAUAAAACAAAAGUAAUGUGGUAGUGCAACAUAACCACACUGCUAGGCCCCCUUAUAUUUAUAUUUUGGCCAAUGUAUAAUUAAAUUUUUUCCCUUUCUCUCUCUCUUUCUUUUUAAGCACUUUUAGUCUUAACUAAUAUUAUUUUCACCACCAUCAUUUCCUUUCAUCAUCUUUUACUUUUUACUACAAUCUUAAACUGAUACUUACCUUUAAAAUUGUGCUUUAUUUCUUAUUAGUUCUACUAUUCAGGAAAAGGUCAAAUUUCUUUCUGUUUUCUUUUUGUGAUUUAAUUUUGAAUCAAUAUUUGAGUGUUGAGUUUUGAUAUUAGUUUUAGUAUUGAUUUGACAGUCCUAGUCUCUAGUGUCACAAACUUGCAUAACUUGAUUUGUUUGUUUUAAUAAAAACAUCAUUUAUGAAAAAGCUUUGCCAUAUGUAAGGAAAUUUCAAAGGAGUAUAAAAAAUAUAAUUUCUCAGUAUGUUGAAUGUU